Molecule: messenger RNA, 888 nt
Organism: Solanum dulcamara
Lineage: Eukaryota; Viridiplantae; Streptophyta; Magnoliopsida; Solanales; Solanaceae
Product: receptor-like protein 12
Exons: 1
Coding region: 1-888 (295 amino acids)
Molecular function (GO): protein binding
Source: RefSeq, a predicted model, not a curated record
AUGUUAGUACUUGAUCUUCAAUCAAAUUCACUCAGAGGACCUUUGCCAUCUCCCUUUUGCACAUCAACUUCACUUUAUAUCAUAAAUUUGUCUUACAAUAAUUUGAGUGCUGAAAUUCCCAAUUGCUUGUUUACUGCUGCCAAGGUCUUAGACUUACGAGCUAGUAACUUCCAUGGACCCAUCCCAAACAAAAUCCCAAAGAAUGUUACACUAGUUCAUAUUAAUUUGAGCAAAAAUCAAUUGGAAGGUCCCAUCCCAACAUCACUACUCAAUUGUACAUCCUUACAAGUCCUUGAUUUGGGAAACAACAAAAUCUAUUCCACAUUUCCCACCUGGCUGGAAACAUUGCAAGACUUGGAGCUUCUCAUACUGAAAUCUAAUAGAUUUUAUGGACCCAUCGUUGCUCUUAAAACAGAAUCGCCAUUUCCAAAUAUGAGAAUCUUUGACCUCUCCAACAAUUCAUUUACCGGCUUUUUACCUAUGGAGGUUGUACAAGGUUUCAAAGCUAUGAUGAACAUAGAUGCACACAAAUCAGGAUUGGAGUAUCUUGAGGAAACUUUUGAUUUCCAAAGUCCUACACAUGGUAUUCUUUAUAGAGAUGAUUAUGCAGAAUCGAUGAUAUUAGUGAUGAAAAAUCAAGACACUAAAUUCAACAAGAUCUUCACAACAAUUGAUUUGUCAAGGAACAAGUUUGAAGGAGAAAUCCCUAUAUUCAUAGGGAACUUGAAUUCACUUCUGCUGCUGAAUUUAUCUCAUAACAACGUCACAGGACACAUUCCUGUUGAAAUGAGGAACAUGAGCACUCUUGAAGCUUGGACCUUUCAUUUAACCAUCUUACCGGCAAAAUUCCAGAGGAAUUGGCAAGUCUCACAUUUCUUGCAGUCCUAA